Molecule: messenger RNA, 1020 nt
Organism: Symbiodinium natans
Lineage: Eukaryota; Dinophyceae; Suessiales; Symbiodiniaceae
Source: the annotation of a GenBank genome assembly
AUGGCACGGCGGAUGCGGCUGCUUGAUCCACGCCAAAGGGUCGGAGGGAUACCUCACCAGGUGCUGGCAGAGCAGCUUGAAGGCAAGAGACAGGUGGCAGAAGCCGAAGAGGCGGAAGAUGCUUUCUACGCACAGAGUGCUGUGCUGCAGGAUCAAAUCCUACAAACUGUGGAGGGCAUGAAGGCGCUUCGUGCCCGAGACAGACAAAUGGCUGUUGUAGAUUACUCCCUGGCCAACUUGCGCAAGGAGCAGCGUCGAGAAUACGCACUGAGUGAUCCGGAUGCGCUGAAGAGAGAGACCUUGCCUGAUCCAGACGAUCCCUCCUUUGGACCCAGUUCCAUGCUGAAGUUCCCAAGCCAUGGAAAGGCUUCGGCAGAAGCGAAGCGUCAGAGUCAGGAGGAUCAGGCGGCGUGGCUGGAGUUUCAGGUACAGGAGAAGCUAGAUCGGCAAGCACAAGAGAAGGCUUUUGACAGACUCCACGAUGAACGCGCCAUGUUGGCUUCGCAAGUUCGCGCUGUUUGUGAAGAUAAUGAGAUUCAGGAGCAGCGGGAUGCGAAAUGUGAAGAAGCAGAAGAGAACCUCCGAUUGGCUCAAGUCGCUCGGGAGCUGAAAGAGGCCAAGAAGCUGGAAGAUAAUGCCUUGAAGCAAAAACACAUCGACACGGUGAUGAACUCCGAAUGGAUCGGAGAGAUGCACGAUGCCAAGAUUGGCUUAACGGGAAAGCCCAUGAAGGCAGAGUACAAGCGAUUGACGCUGGAAGAGGAGCAGGAGAUUUACAACUCAAACGCCCGACAGCUAAUGGACAAGCGAGCGAAGAAGAAGCAGGAGAUGCUUGAGAAGGCUGAAGAUGCCUCGAAGAUUCACUGCAACGUUGCAGUGUUGGGUGCGCUUGAGGAAGAGCGUGUCCGGCAGCAGCAGGAACGGAGGAUGCGCCUAGUUGAAGAGAACAAGAGAAUGGCUCUGGCCAAGAAAGAAGCCGACAGAGGAGAGCGGGUCGAGUACUUCAAGUAUGAUCCCUGA